ACCAGCCUACGUGAGUGUUUUUACCCCAUCCACGUUAUCGAACCCCCAUGACAUUGAAGUCAUUUACCGGAUCCUCACCUGAUAAAGACCUACGUCAGGUGAUACUCAUCAUGAAUUAACUAACUGGGAACGACGUCACUACUGAACCACCGUUGAACCAUCGGCUAGUCCAACUUCACGUGUCGCCAGACACACCAUCUUGUAAUGCACCCGCCAUGGUGUCAGCACAUCUGAUCGGGUCCUCUUGCUAUCAAGAUCCGUGUCAGAGAGGAAACAUGGAAAGCUCACUGAGCGCUGGCACCACCAACAAGACGGUGAUGGACCGCUAUAUGAAGCUGCCUAUGCCUGAUGACAAGUGCCAAGUGAUGUACGUGUGGGUGGACGGUACAGGCGAGAACCUCCGCUCCAAGACCAGGACACUCGACUUCGUGCCCAAAGACCCUAGUGAGUUACCAAUCUGGAACUUCGACGGGUCAUCGACGGGCCAAGCUAAAGGUACCAACAGCGACGUGUACCUUCAUCCAGUCGCUAUUUAUCGGGAUCCGUUCCGACUUGGAAAUAAUAAGUUAGUGCUGUGUGAUACCUACAAAUAUGAUAAUACACCAACUAAUACAAACCAUCGUAUGACUUGCUUGGAGGUUCUGAAGAAAGCAGAAGACCAAGAGCCGUGGUUUGGAAUGGAACAGGAGUACACUCUUCUGGACAUAAAUAGUCACCCCUUGGGUUGGCCAAAGAAUGGCUUCCCGGGCCCUCAGGGUCCCUACUACUGUGGCGUAGGAGCCAACAAAGUCUUCGGCAGAGAUGUGGUAGAGGCUCACUACAGGGCGUGUCUGUACGCUGGUAUCAACAUUUCUGGAGAGAACGCAGAAGUAAUGCCAGCACAAUGGGAGUUCCAGGUGGGUCCCUGUGAAGGCAUCACUAUGGGUGACGACCUCUGGAUGGCCAGAUACCUCCUUCACCGUGUCGCUGAAGACUUUAAUGUUGUGGUAUCCCUGGACCCCAAGCCCAUCCCUGGAGAAUGGAAUGGGGCUGGAAUGCACUCCAACUUCUCCACAAAAAAGAUGCGAGAAACAAAUGGAAUUUUGGAGAUAAACAGAGCAGUGGACAAUCUUUCCAAGAAUCAUGCCAAGCACAUCCAAGCUUACGAUCCCCGUGGAGGUAAAGACAACGAGCGUCGCUUGACUGGUCGUCUCGAAACCUCUUCCAUUCACGACUUCUCUGCAGGUGUGGCCAACAGAAGCUCCUCCAUUCGUAUUCCUCGAGGGGUAGCUGAGGAGAAGAAAGGGUACCUGGAGGACCGUAGACCGUCCUCCAACGCUGACCCAUACGUUGUCUCAGAGAUCAUUGUGCGCACCAUCUGCCUCGAUGAUUUCUAGUGGCCAGGAGCACAAAAUGCUCUCUACUGGAAGCCCAUUGCUUGUCUUUUCAGCAUAAUUGUUAAGCCUAUUAUUUAAUUAACACUACACCUGUAUAAGUAAUCAUGGGUGUUAAUCAUCUCAUUACCUAAUAUUUAUAUCUCUGCUAUCAUUAAAUUAAUAUUGCAAGCAAAUCAUUUC
Messenger RNA from Cherax quadricarinatus, 1556 nucleotides. RefSeq names its product glutamine synthetase. The record is from RefSeq and is a predicted model, not a curated record. Gene Ontology annotation, molecular function: glutamine synthetase activity. NCBI's taxonomy places the organism in Eukaryota, Metazoa, Arthropoda, Malacostraca, Decapoda, Parastacidae. Gene Ontology annotation, cellular component: cytoplasm.